AGGUCCCCGCUGCCGGCCAUCGAGGAAGCGCGGCGAGCGACUAGGCGCGGUGUGUGUACGGCGGCUCCACCAUGUCGAAGGUGUCCUUUAAAAUCACGCUGACGUCGGAUCCGCGGCUACCGUACAAAGUUCUCAGUGUUCCGGAAAGUACGCCGUUCACGGCCGUGUUGAAGUUUGCAGCGGAAGAAUUUAAAGUUCCUGCAGCAACAAGUGCAAUUAUUACUAAUGAUGGAAUAGGAAUAAAUCCUGCACAGACUGCUGGAAAUGUUUUUCUGAAACAUGGCUCAGAGCUGCGGAUCAUUCCUAGAGACCGAGUUGGAAGUUGCUGAUGUCCGCUUCUUGGAAUCCACACCUUUCAGAAUAAAUACUGGUGUUUGUUGUUGCUGUGUGGUUAAAAUCAAGCAUUCACGAUACAGUGAAAGCACCAAGAAUCAAUGAAACAAGGAAAGUUGACUCUUGCCCCUUCUUUUCAUUCUUUUCAUGGGAAGAGAGAAUGCCUUUGAGUGGAGGGUACCAACCACAGGUCCCACAGUGGGUGACUGCUGCCUCGCCAGAAGAAGAGGGCACUUCUGUGACAGAUUGACUGUGCUUUUCAAAAACUAACAAAGCCAACUACAACAACCAGAGGAUGGGUUCGAUUAUUCUUUUCAGGAACAUUUGGAAAAUCAAAAUUCACUGUAUCGAAUGUAUUUCCAAUUUUAAAAUAUAAAGGAUAACUGACCAUAGAGUCAUUUGGCUCAACAGCAUCUCACCUGCAGGCCCAUAUUUAGAUUUUCAAUCAUAUUGUUUGUGAUGAAGUUAAUAGGUGUUUCUAUGAACAGUUAAAUUUUAUACAAAAGCAAAAUUAAAUUAUGGGAUCUAACAUUUAUGUGUGUAAAGUUGCUGUCUUACAGCGAAUAGCUUCGACAUAGUGAUUUUAUGAAGUCAGUUGUGUCCUGGUGGGAAUUGACAGCAACACAGAAGUACCUUCAGCUAAAUUAAGCAUUCCUCGACAAUGUUGUAUACAGGGUCCAGACAGAAGUCCUUAAACCCUUUCUUUUUAGGAUUCUGUUUGAGCAGCAUCCAGAAAAUGUUGUUGCAGAGAAGAUGCACGCUUAGAAGAAAGCUUAGAGAAGCAUCCCUGUGCUGAUGGGGUGACCCUAAUGAACAGGGAGCGUAAGGAAGCUGUUAGCACUAGUCACAAGUAGGUAAAAGCCAGGGAGGUAAAGACGGCCAGGCUCUUGCCAGAAGAGCAAAGGCAGUGAUGAGAAUGGAAGGCGGGCAGCGGGAGGAGUCAGAAGCUCCAGUAAGGUGGGAGAAGUGAGAAAGGGUACAGGACCAGAGGGCAACUGCACACAUUUCAGAGCAGCCCACAGCAGUCUACAGGAAGAGUGCAGGGCAGAGCCCAUCCGAGGUAAUCAGUCAGACAAAGCUCUGCUCUGCAAGCCCGACAGUGAGUGAGUUCAAUUCCCAAAACCCACGUGGAAAGAAAACCAACUCCACAGCCGUCCUCUGUCCACACACAGACACCCUGAGGUGAGCCAGUCCCCUCUCCCAACAGGAAGGCAGUUUUAAAAGCUCUCCUUUGCCUCUCCGGAGGAAACCCAUGUCUUCGCACAUCUUGCAGGAUGAAUCAGGUGCUGCCAAUGACUGAGCUGGGCAGCUCUGCUCCAGCAGUGAGCUCUUUGGGGGUGAGGGGCUGUCACAUGCUCCCUAGAGCUAGCAAUACAAGUGCUCAAUAAACAUUUACUGAAU
Molecule: messenger RNA, 1734 nt
Organism: Microtus ochrogaster (prairie vole)
Lineage: Eukaryota; Metazoa; Chordata; Mammalia; Rodentia; Cricetidae
Gene: Ufm1
Product: ubiquitin fold modifier 1
Biological process (GO): protein K69-linked ufmylation
Cellular component (GO): cytoplasm; nucleus
Source: RefSeq, a predicted model, not a curated record